Messenger RNA from Drosophila subobscura, 730 nucleotides. It is a transcript of the gene Ilp6, whose product is annotated as probable insulin-like peptide 6. Bases 312 to 677 code for a protein of 121 amino acids. The record is from RefSeq and is a predicted model, not a curated record. The transcript is spliced from 3 exons. Lineage: Eukaryota; Metazoa; Arthropoda; Insecta; Diptera; Drosophilidae.
CCAAACAAAAAGCCAAAACGUUAGUGUUAACGAUUAAACGGUAUAUUUUUUUGUUUUGUUUUUCGUCAAUUGAUUGUGAUUUUGAAACGGUGUGAUUGCAAAAUAAUUAAUCUGCACAAUAACCAAAAAGAAAGUUCCUUAGGCAAGUGAUAAAAGUAAUAAAACGACACGGCAUAUAAACCAAAUAAAAUACAACAAAUAAUAUCCAGCGCAUAUCCAAUAUAUCUCCACGCACAUAACCAUCAAGAUCCAGCGAGGACAAGGAGAAUAUUUGCUUUCUUAGCUACGCCCAGGACACGCAGCAUGCAAAUAUGAUUUUCGCAGUGGGAUUUUCGUCUAAAGUGAUUGUCGUGCUGGCCGCCAUCAUGCUGGCCCUGUCGCUGUCCGGCAGCCACGUGGCCGAGGCCAGUCCCGUGACCGUGACCACAGAGGAUGGUGGUGUGCGCACGCGCUGUGCCGACUUCCUUGCGGAGUCCAUUCAACUGAUCUGCAGAAAUCGCACACGCUCGCUGGCCGAUGCCUAUCCCAACAGCUUCGGGCGUCGCAACAAGCGCUUCUCCCCCGACGAGAUAUUCUACAGGCCGCUGCAGAAUGGACCCACACACGACUGCUGCAUCCGCCCGUGCAACUACACGGAGCUCAAGCAGUACUGCGCUCCCCCCGAGGAUGAGAACUGAGUGCGAAAGACCCGAGCGAGCACCAGCCAGGCCUAGGCAUACAUAAAUAUUGC